Molecule: messenger RNA, 427 nt
Organism: Scutellospora calospora
Lineage: Eukaryota; Fungi; Glomeromycota; Glomeromycetes; Diversisporales; Gigasporaceae
Source: the annotation of a GenBank genome assembly
AUGGAGGAAGCCAUAAUAUGGUUUAGAAAAUCAAGAAGUAAUCAACAGCAACUUAUAGAUUAUGAAAAUCUGGACAAUGACCUUGUUAAAUUUCUAAAAAAUACACUAAACGAAAACAAAUAUCCAUUGCUUUGGAUUCCAUCCAACGAAUUAAGAAACAAACAAAAAAUUUUUGGAAAGGCCAUAUUUUCUGCGAAGUAUUCUGCUGAAUGGACAUAUUUACAUAAAACUGGAGUAAGAACAAAAAUGGUCAUUCUAAAAGUAAUUUAUAAUUCUAGAAAUAACUGUGAAUUACUUAUUAAAGAGGCACUAAUAAAUCUGGAAGAUAUAAAUGGUAAAUACUAUUCUGCAUUCAUUCAUGAAUUAACAAUGCAUACUAGGUCAGAUCUUUGUGAAAAUAUCGUUCGAUUUUUGGGAGUCACUAAAG